CCCUGAAUCCUACUUGACCUUUAACCUGGUUGAUUCAACCAGUCAGUGCAGAACAACCACGGUACGUACCCCUGACCCCUGAAUCCUACUUAACCUUUAACCUGGUUGAUUCAACCAGUCAGUGCAGAACAACCACGGUACGUACCCCUGACUUCUGACCCCUGAAUCCUACUUAACCUUUAACCUGGUUGAUUCAACCAGUCAGAGCAGAACAACCACAGUACGUACCCCUGACCUCUGACCCCUGAAUCCUACUUAACCUUUAACCUGGUUGGUUCAACCAGUCAAAGCAGAACAAAUAGGAUACGUACUAUGACCCCUGAACCUACACCCAGCGCUUAGCCCCACCCAGCCCUUAGCCCCACCCACCUAGGAGUCUUGUUUUAUAUCUGAUGUCCAGUAGAUUAGGGUUUGUUUUAUAUCUGAGGUGGAGUAGAUUAGGGGUUGUUUUAUAUCUGAGGUGCAGUAGGUUAGGGGUUGUUUUAUAUCUGAGGUGCAGUAGAUUAAGGGUUGUUUUAUAUCUGAGGUGCAGUAGGUUAGGGGUUGUUUUAUAUCUGAGGUGCAGUAGAUUAAGGGUUGUUUUAUAUCUGAGGUGCAGUAGGUUAGGGGUUGUUUUAUAUCUGAGGUGCAGUAGAUUAAGGGUUGUUUUAUAUCUGAGGUGCAGUAGUUUAGGGGUUGUUUUCUGUGGGUCUCUCUUGAUCACCCUCUCUCCUUCCUCCUACAUUCUCUAAUCGGAUCACUUUUGCCUCAUUGUCAAAACGGCAAGCAGAGAACAGUACAUCAGCAAUAUGAUAUCACCAUGCUGGGACGUUAUAUUGUGGCCCAGAAAACCUAAAGUGUUAUUACAUACAGCUGGAAAGAAAUAUUGGAUAUCAGAGAGAUGUCAAUUUACUAGCACAACCACUACGACCAGGAACACGACCACCACUACGACCAGGAACACAACCACCACUACGACCAGGAAUAAUACCAGCACUACGAACAGGAACACAACCACCACUACGACCAGGAACACAACCACCACUACGACCAGGAACACAACCAGCACUACGACCAGGAACACAACCACCACUACGACCAGGAAUAAUACCAGCACUACAACCAGGAAUACAACCAGGAAUAAUACCAGCACUACGACCAGGAAUAAUACCAGCACUACGACCAGGAAUACGAGCAGGAAUAAUACCAGCACUACGACCAGGAAUACGAGCAGGAAUAAUACCAGCACUACGGCCAGGAAUAAUACCAGCACUACGACCAGGAAUACGAGCAGGAAUAAUACCAGCACUACGACCAGGAAUACGAGCAGGAAUAAUACCAGCACUACGGCCAGGAAUAAUACCAGCACUACGACCAGGAAUAAUACCAGCACUACGACCAGGAAUACGAGCAGGAAUAAUACCAGCACUAUGAACAGGAAUAAUACUAGCACUAUGACCAGGAAUACAACCAGGACUAAUACCAGGAAUAAUACCAGCACUACGACCAGGAACUCUACCAGAACUACGACCAGGAAUACGACCAACACUACGACUAGCACUACGACCAGCACUACGACCAGGAAUAAUACCAGCACUACGACCAGGAAUACGAGCAGGAAUAAUACCAGCACUACGACCAGGAAUAAUACCAGCACUACGGCCAGGAAUAAUACCAGCACUACGGCCAGGAAUAAUACCAGCACUAUGGCCAGGAAUAAUACCAGCACUACAACCAGGAAUAAUACCAGCACUACGACCAGGAAUAAUACUAGCACUAUGACCAGGAAUACCACCAGGACUACGACCAGGAAUAAUGCCAGCACUUCGACCAGGAACUCUACCAGAACUACGACCAGCACUACGACCAGGACUACGACCAGCACUGUUGUUGUUCAGUGAAAUCAUCCCAUGUGAAGAGUAUCUCAUUUAAUUAAAGUUCAAUUAGUAACUA
Oncorhynchus tshawytscha (Chinook salmon) is the source of this 1932-nucleotide messenger RNA. Its product is annotated as mucin-5AC-like. The coding region runs from base 789 to 1880 and encodes 363 amino acids. NCBI's taxonomy places the organism in Eukaryota, Metazoa, Chordata, Actinopteri, Salmoniformes, Salmonidae. The record is from RefSeq and is a predicted model, not a curated record. The transcript is spliced from 2 exons.